AUGGGUAACCUUUUAUGUUGUGUGCAAGUCGACCAAUCCACAGUUGCUAUUAAGGAGCAGUUUGGCAAGUUUUAUGAAGUACUUGAACCAGGAUGCCAUUGUGUUCCUUGGAUAUUUGGAUGUCAGCUGUCCGGCCAUCUCUCACUUCGGCUGCAGCAGUUGGAUGUGCGCUGCGAGACCAAGACAAAGGACAAUGUAUUUGUCAAUGUUGUAGCAUCAAUACAGUACCGUGCCCUGGCAGAAAAGGCAAGCGAUGCUUUCUACAAACUCAGCAACACAAGGACUCAAAUCCAGGCAUAUGUUUUUGAUGUAAUAAGAGCAAGUGUUCCAAAACUCAACUUGGAUGAUGUUUUUGAGCAAAAAAAUGACAUUGCAAAGGCUGUUGAAGACGAACUUGAAAAGGCCAUGUCUGCAUAUGGGUACGAGAUUGUUCAGACACUGAUUGUUGAUAUAGAACCAGAUGAGCACGUGAAGAGAGCAAUGAAUGAAAUCAAUGCAGCUGCAAGGCUGAGGUUGGCAGCAAAUGAGAAGGCAGAGGCUGAAAAAAUUCUGCAAAUCAAGCGAGCUGAAGGUGAGGCUGAGUCUAAAUAUCUCUCAGGAUUGGGUAUUGCUCGCCAGCGGCAAGCAAUUGUGGAUGGCUUGAGAGAUAGUGUGCUAGGUUUUUCAGUUAAUGUGCCCGGAACUAGUGCAAGAGAUGUUAUGGACAUGGUCCUUGUCACCCAGUACUUUGACACCAUGAAGGACAUUGGCGCUGCGAGUAAAUCUUCUGCUGUGUUCAUUCCCCAUGGGCCAGGGGCCGUUCGUGAUGUGGCUACCCAGAUCCGUGAUGGGCUUCUUCAGGCUUCAACCCAUCAUUGAUUUUCUUGCUUUUAUAAGGUUGGUUUGAAACAAGUUUUAUACUCUUAUAUACCCUACAAGGCGUUGGUGUGUUUGAUUUUGCUCUCAUGGUGAUUGUCAUCCAGACAAAACCUAGCACUGUACAUAUAACUAUGAAAAUUAUGAGAUGGUUCUGUUUCAUAGAUGAUG
Messenger RNA from Ilex paraguariensis (yerba mate), 1026 nucleotides. The record is from the annotation of a GenBank genome assembly. Lineage: Eukaryota; Viridiplantae; Streptophyta; Magnoliopsida; Aquifoliales; Aquifoliaceae.